Molecule: messenger RNA, 2961 nt
Organism: Trichoderma citrinoviride
Lineage: Eukaryota; Fungi; Ascomycota; Sordariomycetes; Hypocreales; Hypocreaceae
Product: RNB-domain-containing protein
Exons: 2
Coding region: 1-2961 (986 amino acids)
Biological process (GO): rRNA catabolic process
Cellular component (GO): nuclear exosome (RNase complex); cytoplasmic exosome (RNase complex)
Molecular function (GO): endonuclease activity; RNA binding; 3'-5'-RNA exonuclease activity
Source: RefSeq, a predicted model, not a curated record
AUGACGAGCCUCAAGAGAGCGCAGGGCUCAGACCAGCUGGCCCAGAACAUCUCCAACAAGGUCUAUGUCCGGUCGACGCGCAGCGGAAAGGUGCAGAAGAUUGUCCGGGAGGUCUAUCUGAGGACGGACAUUCCAUGCUCAUCCAACCUGUGCAGGGCCUGCUUGAGCCAGGCACCCCGGAAUGCGGUCAAUCAAGCCUUACCGUUUGUUCUGUCGGCGAGACCGGCUGGGACAAAGUCGUACCCCCAGGGUCACUACUUGGUUCCCGAUACCAACGCGCUGCUCAACGCCAUGGACCUAUUUGAGCAGAGCUCGUCAUUCUACGACGUGAUUAUCUUGCAGACUGUCCUGGAGGAGCUCAAGAACCGCUCAUUGCCGCUCUACAACCGCCUUGUCGGGCUGACAAAGAGCGAGGACAAGAGAUUCUAUGUCUUUUUCAACGAGUUCCGGCUGGAGACGUACGUCAACCGCGAAGCCGGCGAGACAGUCAACGACAGGAACGACCGCGCCGUGAGACAGGCUGUCAAGUGGUACGGGGAGCAUCUUGCGCAGACCAAGGCGGCGCGAGUCCCGGCGGUGGUCAUGCUGAGCGACGACCGGGAGAACCUCAGGAAAGCCCGGGAGCAGGGCCUGCACGCGUCUUCGCUCAGGGACUAUGUUGGCGAGCUGGAAGACGGCGAUAGGCUGCUGGACAUGAUUGCCGAGUCACAGCUUCAGGCACAGGGUGGCUUGAACAAGCCGACUUCUCAGCCCCUGUAUCCGGAAUACUACACUUCUUCGAGGAUGAUGACGGGGGUCAAGGCGGGCUUGCUGCAUCAGGGCAUCUUCAACGUGUCGCCGUACAACUAUCUCGAGGGAUCGAUCAAGGUGCCUGCUUUCCCGAAGCCUUUGCUUAUCCUGGGUCGCGAGAACAUCAACCGGUCCAUUGAUGGCGACGUCGUCGUUGUCGAGCUGCUGCCGCAGGAUCAAUGGAAGUCACCGUCAACAAAGAUCAUCGAAGAAGAAGCCAUCACGAAGGAUGAAAACGCGGACACAGAGGAGCGCCAGGACUUCAUUUCGGAUAAAGAACGCAAGGCACUUCAGGAGGAGGUGAAGAGGACGCAAAGAGCCUCAGGAGAGAACCAACUACAGCCAACAGCCAAGGUUGUGGGCGUGGUGAAGCGUAACUGGCGGCAGUACGUCGGCCACAUCGAUCCGUCAACGGCCAGCAAGGCUCCGUCACAAGGCCGGAGACUCGACAGCGUCUUCCUCAUCCCGAUGGACAAGAAGAUCCCCAAGAUCCGUCUUCGUACCCGUCAAGUGUCCGAGCUUUUGGGCAAGAGACUCCUGGUUACUGUUGAUUCUUGGGACAGAGACUCAAGACAUCCCGUGGGGCAUCUGGUUCGCUCACUGGGAGAGCUCGAGACGAAGGCGGCGGAGACGGAGGCGCUGCUCCUGGAAUGGGAUGUCCAGUACCGGCCCUUCCCCAAGACGGUGCUCGACUGCCUUCCCAAAGAGGGUCACGACUGGAGGGUGCCUGAGAGCAAAGAGGAUCCUGGCUGGAGAGACCGAGAAGACCUUCGCGAUCUUCUCAUCUGCAGUAUUGAUCCUCCAGGUUGUCAAGAUAUCGACGAUGCGCUUCACGCCAGGCUGCUGCCAAACGGCAACUACGAGGUCGGCGUCCACAUUGCGGACGUAUCACACUUCGUCAAGCCCGCCAACGCAAUGGACACGGAGGCAAGCAUUCGUGGUACCACCGUAUACCUGGUUGACAAGCGCAUAGAUAUGCUUCCGAUGCUGCUGGGCACCGAUCUCUGCUCUCUCAAGCCUUACGUCGAGCGCUUUGCGUUCACGGUCAUCUGGGAGCUUGAUGAGAAUGCCGACAUUGUGAACGUGCGCUUCACAAAGUCGGUGAUCAAGUCCCGCGAGGCAUUCAGCUACGAACAAGCACAGCUCCGCAUCGACGACGCGUCGCAGCAGGACGACCUCACAAAGGGCAUGCGGAUGCUGCUCAUGCUCUCAAAGAAGCUCAAGAAGAAGCGAAUGGACGCCGGCGCUUUGAGCCUCUCUUCUCCCGAGAUCAAGGUGCACAUGGAGUCUGAGUCCUCGGACCCCAUCGACGUCAAGACGAAGGAACUUCUCGACACCAACUCUCUGGUCGAAGAGUUCAUGCUGUUCGCCAACGUCAGCGUCGCCGCCAAGAUCUACGAGGCGUUCCCCCAGACGGCCAUCCUGCGUCGCCACGCCGCCCCUCCCAAGACCAACUUUGACGAGCUGAGCGACCAGCUGCGCAUCAAGCGCGGCCUGGAGCUGCGCACCGACUCCAGCAAGGCGCUGGCCGACUCCCUGGACAAGUGCGUUGACCCCAAGGAGCCCUUCUUCAACACGCUGGUGCGCAUCAUGGCCACGCGCUGCAUGAUGAGCGCAGAGUACUUCUGCUCCGGGACGCAGGCGUAUCCCGAGUUCCGCCACUACGGUCUCGCCUCUGAGAUUUACACGCACUUCACCUCUCCCAUCCGUCGCUACGCAGAUCUCCUCGCCCACAGACAGCUCGCCGCCGCCAUCGGCUACGAAGCCGUCCACCCCUCCGUCCGCAGCCGGGGCCGCCUGGAGGCCGUCUGCAAGAACAUCAACGUGCGCCACCGCAACGCGCAAAUGGCCGGCCGCGCGAGCAUAGCCUACUACGUCGGGCAGGCCCUCAAGGGCAAGGUCGCCGAGGAGGAGGCCUUUGUGAUGAAGAUCUUCAGCAACGGCUUCGUGGUGCUGGUGCCGCGGUUCGGCAUCGAGGGGCUGAUUCGGCUGCGCGACCUGGCCGACCCGGAGCCGGAGAGCGAGUACGACGCGGAGACGUACACGCUCACGACCAAGGGCGAGAGGAGCGUCAGGGUCGAGCUUUUCCAAAAGGUGGUCGUUAGGGUGCACGAUGAUAAGGAUGAGAGGACGGGGAAGAGGGGUGUGAAGAUGGAGCUGGUGAGUGCGUAA